This is a messenger RNA of Leptidea sinapis, 1251 nucleotides long. Its product is annotated as sodium/potassium-transporting ATPase subunit alpha-like. Gene Ontology annotation, molecular function: ATP hydrolysis activity; P-type sodium:potassium-exchanging transporter activity; ATP binding. The record is from RefSeq and is a predicted model, not a curated record. Gene Ontology annotation, cellular component: membrane. Gene Ontology annotation, biological process: intracellular sodium ion homeostasis; proton transmembrane transport; intracellular potassium ion homeostasis. The transcript is spliced from 7 exons. The coding region runs from base 1 to 1251 and encodes 416 amino acids. Lineage: Eukaryota; Metazoa; Arthropoda; Insecta; Lepidoptera; Pieridae.
AUGAAGGCACGUAGUUCGAGUUUGUCGUCCAUAUCUGAUUUGUUUCGUCCAAAUAACCCUAGGAAGCUACGAUCCAGAGAUUUAAGCAGCACACGACUUGAUAUAUUGAAGAAGGAAAUACAAACAGACGCACAUAUCAUAUCUUUAAGAGAGCUUUAUUCAUUGCUUGGAACCGACCCAGAGAACGGACUAUCCACUGAAAGAGCUAAAGAAUUGCUUGAUUACUAUGGGCCCAACACACUUACACCGACCACACAAAAUUGGUGGCCAAAAUUAUUGCUUAAGUCGAUGUGUACCGGGUUUUCUAUAUUAAUUUGGAUAGGCGCAGUACUUUGUUUAACUGCAUAUUGCGUUGAGCUGUCCACAAAGCCUGCGCCCAGCCGUGAUAAUUUGUACCUGGGAUGUGUUCUGGUCGCAGUUGACAUUAUAUGCGGACUGUUCAGUUUCUUUCAAAACUACAAAAGCUCUAAGAUAAUGAAGACAUUCAACAGUAUGAUACCAAUGAACACGAACUGUGUCCGGGAUGGAGUCCUCAACACGGCAACACCGGUGCGAGAUCUAGUCAAGGGGGAUGUCGUUUAUGUCAAGGCUGGUGACGUCAUACCUGCAGACAUACGCGUGAUUGAUAGCAAGGGGUUUAAAGUUGAUAACUCUUCAUUGACUGGAGAAUCCAUUGCUGUGCCAAGAAGCAACACGGAGGGAAAACCAAAUAUCUUGGAAUCUCAGAACGUUGCUUUCUUCUCAGCUUUGUGUGUUGAAGGAUGGGCUUUAGGAGUUGUGAUAUGCUGUGGUGAUCUAACUGCUCUUGGACGGGUAGCGGGUCUUGCAGCAAGACUUCAGCCCGCACCGUCUCCUUUAUCCAGGGAAAUACGGAAGUUUAUGCAAUAUAUAUCAUUUUGGGCGGUGGGCUUGGGACUAUUCAUAGCAAUUGCCUCACUUGCUUUAGGAUAUCCGUUUAUGCAAACGACUGUAUUCGUUAUUGGCAUUAUAGUGGCUAAUAUACCUGAAGGGUUACAGCCAACCAUAACAGCGUCUCUUACUCUGACAGCUAAAAAUAUGGUGAAAAAAAAUUGUCUCGUUAAGAAUCUGGAAGCUAUUGAGGCUUUAGGAGCCUGCACUACCAUAUGCUCUGACAAAACUGGCACUCUGACCGAGAACAAAAUGAAAGUUCGUCAUAUUUGGAUCAGAGGAAAGGCUUACGACGUGAAUGAAUUGGCGAACGGUAACUUAUGCCCUCUACUAUUUGUGUGA